AUGAACAGAAACAGAGGCAGUGCGAGGAAUCCAAGGACGCCGCCUUCACCCACUACUCCCGUGCGCGGGAACAGGUCCAAUCUUUCGGGGUUGGCCAGAAACAUGCCUGGAGACCCAACCAACCUCAAGAGAAAACACAGAUAUAAGCCAGGAACUGUUGCUCUGCGUGAGAUCAGAAGGUACCAGAAAUCGACGGAUUUGCUGCUGAGAAAACUGCCCUUUGCCAGACUGGUCAGAGAGGUGGCCCAGGACUGCAUUGGCUACGACUAUGCUCUCAAGUGGCAGAGCGUGGCGAUUAUGGCGCUCCAGGAAGCCAGCGAGGCUUUCUUGGUCCAUUUGUUCGAGGAUACCAAUCUUUGUGCUCUCCAUGCCAAACGGGUGACCAUAAUGCAACGGGAUAUCCAGUUGGCUAGACGCAUCAGAGGCACUGGAAUAUGA
Messenger RNA from Kuraishia capsulata CBS 1993, 438 nucleotides. RefSeq lists its product as uncharacterized. The transcript has a single exon. NCBI's taxonomy places the organism in Eukaryota, Fungi, Ascomycota, Pichiomycetes, Pichiales, Pichiaceae. Gene Ontology annotation, molecular function: DNA binding; structural constituent of chromatin; protein heterodimerization activity. Gene Ontology annotation, cellular component: nucleosome. The record is from RefSeq and is a predicted model, not a curated record. The coding region runs from base 1 to 438 and encodes 145 amino acids.